UCUUCCUACUCAGUCCAUCAGGCUUUCUCUCUUUAUCACACUUGCAAUGCUCACCCCAUGGGCUUGCCCUUAUCACAGCUACACCUACUUGCACCCAGAUGAGAGCCACCUCAGUAUGAAUGAAGUGCCACACGCAACCAGACUGCUGAAGUUGUGACUGCCUUUCUCAGUGCCAUGGAAAAUGACCCAGAGAUCAAGUUCAAGCCUAGCAAGGAAAUGGCUUCAUCUGGACCCGUCACUGUGGCCAGAGGACAGUGGUCCAGUAAAAUGGAGUUCCUCCUUGCAGUCGCCGGACAAAUUAUAGGACUUGGAAACGUGUGGCGGUUCCCUUACUUGUGCUACAAAAAUGGAGGAGGAGUGUUCUUUAUCCCUUAUGUGCUCUUCCUCUUUACAUGUGGCAUCCCUCUAUUUCUACUGGAGACGGCUCUUGGCCAGUACACUAAACAGGGCUCCAUCACCUGCUGGAAGAAAAUUUGUCCUCUCUUUGGAGGAAUGGGUUAUGGAAGUCAGGUGGUAGUUUUAUACUCCAGCAUUUAUUACAUCAUCAUAUUGGUGUGGGCAUUCUUCUACCUCUUCUCUUCCCUAAGCGCUGAGCUCCCAUGGGCAAGCUGUAGAAACAGCUGGAACACGGAGACGUGUGUGGAGUUCAGUCAAAGACGCACGCUCAACUGGACGGUGUCAGAAAAUGCAACAUCCCCUGUGAGAGAAUUUUGGGAGAGACGAGUACUAAACGUAACAGGAAGUGUCGAUGACUUGGGUGGUUUUCGAUGGGAGUUGGCUCUUUGUCUUCUUUUGUCUUGGAUCAUCUGCUACUUUUGUGUGUGGAAAGGAGUGAAGUCUACAGGAAAGGUUGUGUACUUCACAGCCACAUUUCCUUAUGUCAUGCUGGCAGUGUUGCUUGUCCGUGGACUCACGCUGCCUGGGGCCAUCAAUGGCAUUAAGUUUUACCUCUACCCAGAACCAUCUCGCCUCGCUGAUCCACAGGUCUGGAUGGACGCUGGCACACAAAUAUUUUAUUCCUAUGCUAUUUGCAUUGGUUGUUUGAUGGCACUUGGCAGUUAUAACAAGUACGACAAUAAUUGUUACAAAGAUUGUGUAUACUUGUGCCUCUUGAACAGUGGAACCAGUUUUGUGGCUGGAUUUGCCAUCUUCUCUGUUCUUGGAUUCAUGGCUUACGAGCAGAACACGGACAUAUCCAAAGUAGCGGAAUCAGGUCCCGGCUUGGCAUUCAUCGCUUACCCUCGAGCUGUGGCCAUGAUGCCAUUUCCACAGAUUUGGGCCAUAUUCUUUUUCGUCAUGAUCAUCUUGCUUGGACUGGACAGUGAGUUUGUAGGUCUGGAAGCAAUUGCAACCUCUAUUUGUGACAUGAAACCGUCCUUCUUCCAUGUUGGCCAUAGAAGAAAACUACUUUUACUCCUCAUCAGUGUUUUCUGUUUCUUUAUCGGCCUCGUGAUGGUCACUGAAGGAGGAUUGUAUAUUUUCCAGUUGUUUGACUACUACGCCUGCAGUGGGAUGACUCUGCUUCUCUUUGCCAUACUUCAGUCAGUUUGUGUUGGAUGGAUUUAUGGAGCAGAUCGUUUCUAUGAUAACAUCCAGGACAUGAUUGGAUACAGACCUUUACCAGUGAUUAAACUCUGCUUGAAAUAUGUCACUCCAGUUAUCUGCAUGGGAACAUUUAUCUUCUCUUUGGUCAAAUACAAACCACUGAUGUUCAACAACACCAUUGAGUAUCCAUGGUGGGGUUAUGCCCUGGGCUGGUGGUUCACUUUGUCUUCCACACUCCACGUUCCUUUAUGGAUGGUGUACACCCUGAUUACCACUCCCGGAACAAUUCGUCAGCGUUUCACCACCCUCUGCACUCCAUCAAAAGACCUUUCACCACCCAAAUCGGAGAAGACAGUACUUGAACUACACAACUUGACGCACAAAUCAGACAUCAUGUUGUGAGAACAUCGAGCACUUCCAGUGAACUUCAUGAGGCAUAACAACUUUUGAUCAUCUUCACAACACCAAAGCUGAAAUUCACAGCCUGGUUGUCCUUUUUUUCAAACCAAGCUACGUAUAACAGGUUAGAAAAUAACCAAUCACGGAGUCUAUGACUCAGUUUUUGUCCAUUCCUAUCUACAAUAUUUGAAGGUUUACAUAAAGGGGGAAAAGGGAAGGUUUGAAACAAUUUUCUCAAGAGAAACAAUGAUGAAGAAAAUAUCAUGUGGUGCCUUUAAUUUUUUGGAUAAGAUUUUUUUUUUUUUUUUGCUUGCAAUGAACAAGAACACAGAACCAAGUAAUGGCUCCAACAAUUGAAAUUCCACUUUUAUUUUUCUUCUGACAAUUAGUUGAGAUCAAAUUUAGGAGACUGUUUUUUUGUUUGGGUUGCUGUAAGAACUGAAGUGAAAAAGUACUGUAGGUGCCAAUUAAGCUAUAGAGAAAAGUAAAAAAUAUAUAUAUGUUCAUUUAAUCUAAAUACAGUAUUUUCCGCACUAUAAGGCGCACCUAAAGGCCUUGCAUUUUCUCAAAAACCGACAGUGCGUCUUAUAAUCAGAUGCGCCUUAUAUAUGGGUCAAUAUUGGUUAAUCAUGACAUGACAUUCCCUUUGGCGUAGCUCCAUCUACUGGAUGCAUAAAGCUACUACAACAACAGUGACCCAAAAACAAGCUUUUAACAAUCCAAUAAAACCAUGAGUGGUGGAAGUAAAUAUUUUAUUCAUAGUAAUUGAAGCCUUAAAACAUGCUAUUAAAUUAAUGAAAAGGAAUUUUUGCGUAUUGGCAGACAAAAGCAAGUGGCAGCACUGCGAGACAGUGACCUUGAGAAAGUAAACAGUGUGCCAUUUUAGUAACCAUGGUGAAAUCAGCAUGAAAUUCACAGUAUUCCAACUCAGAUGAGGAAUCAAUAAGGAAUCUUAACAGAUUUCAAGAAUGCGUUCAUACAGGAAGACUCCAUUUAAAGAACGCCAUUUUUAAAAAGUGAAAAUGACAUACGUUUCUUGAUUGUCAUGUUUUAAGCUUUUAAUUCCUAUAAAUGAAAUAUUUUUUUAUCCCACCACUCUUGGUUUUGUUGGAUUGUUUAAAAAAAAAAUCCUCUUUUUUUGGGUCACCCUGUAUAUGGAUCAAGAUUGGUUACUCAUGGCAUGACAUUCCCUUUAGCGCAGCUCCAUCUAGUGGAUACAUAACGCAACCCCAACCACUACUACUACUGCGCCUUAUAAUGCAGUGCGGCUUUUAAAAUAGGCCAUUCGUUGAAGGUGUGUCUCAUACUCCGAUGCGCCUUACAGUGCGGAAAAUACGGUACAUAGAGCUUGUGUGCACUUUAGCCAUUUAACCAACAACAGCCUUUUCAAGAUUUUAUAAGUGCCUUAAACCCUUAAAUUCUUUCUUUCCUAAAUGCAUUUGUUCUUUCAGUAGAAUGUGGUUCCACACCAAAUUUUUACCAAAACACUGUUUUCAAACAUUCACUGACAGUGUAAGUAAAAUAUAUCCUGCAUCUAAAACAAGAUUUAAAACCCCCACACUUACCUCGGGAAAGUAAGAAAAGUGUCAGAAUGUUGUGAAAUCAAUCCUGAGUCUACAACUGUCAUUUCUACAAAUUACGUUCCACCAAAUCUAUCGACAUUGAUCCCUCGCGACUUCGCGCUUCAAACUUCGCGCCCUCAGUCCAUCGAAGAUUUUUUUUCUAUUGAGACUGCCAUCUUAAUAGGGCUGGAAAACCGACUAAAACAUUAAACAGGGGAAAUAACACAUUGUAGCCUUCAGUUCAAGUUUGACUUGCUUGCACAUACACACAUACCAAGGCAAGUGGCCAUUUAUUGAUUAAUAGCACCUGAGACAAAUCACCUAUGCCCACGCCCCUAGACAAUUAGGCACAAGAGCACAUUCAAGAACAACAGUGUUCAACAUUUUCAAUUAAAAAAAAAAAAAAAAUACAGAUGAGCUGUCCCGAGCCGAUCGCGUAGUCUAACUCUCACUCCCUCCUUCCCUCUCCCUGCUCUUUGUUCAUCAGGCAUUGCACUGGAGUUGCUUAUUAAAGUUAACAAUGUUGACAGAUUUUUGUGUUUGAGCUUGCUAGAGUCACGGACUCCAAAAGUGCCGCAUGCAUCAAUCAUCGUUUAACUUGUUAAGCAGUUGCUGUGGCAACUCAUUGUGUGUAAGUGAGCAGCUUGAGAGGAUUUGAGUAGACUCACUAUCAAGCAUUUGAUGAAGCCAAGCAUUUUCAUACUACUUUAUUCUUGUUUAAAAAUAAUUCGGUGGGACAAUAUCAUGUUUAAUACUUAUCAUAAUUACUACAUUUGAAGUGCUUAAAAAGCAUUUAUUAAUAUUUAUUUAUAUACAUAUAUAUAUUUGGCGGAAAAUGCUCAGGUGACUUAAAGUUCCGCUCUGAGACCCCCAAUUUGGCCAACUUUCAAAAUUGUGUGAUACAUCAUUGGAAAGCUUAAAAUUUUCUGGGGGAAGAAAAAAUUUGAACAGGAGGGCAUUAAAAAAAAAAUAAUAAUGAAAUAAAUAAAUUGAACAGCAAAACCCUAUCUGGAGGUGAGAGCAUGCGAGACCAGAAUUACAGACGCCAUGACUUUAACGAGAUAUUAUCGCAUACUUACCUUGUUUUCGAUCCAAAAACUCCAUGUAGCAUGUCUCACCGAGUGUCAGGACACAGCUGUCAAUGGCCACAGCCGGAUUUUGGGGGGAUUUUAUGGGUGAAACAUGGUAAUAUAACAAGGGUCGCGAUGCAGAAAUCGCAGACAUGAAUGAGUGGUCGAGAUUUUCUUUUUCAUAUAUUUACCCUUUUAAACAUUUUUGGGAUCAUUUGGAUCGAUUAUUUAUCUUCUAACAUAUAGGAGAAAAUGCAACAGUAACAAAAAAAAUACAAUUGAGCAAUACCAGUAGUUAUGAGGUAAAUAUCGUGACUUUUUUACAGACACCAUUUUUUUCAUUGUGACGUCAUUUGUUUAAAAGUUUAAAAUAUGCAAGUGAAUCAUUUUUCAAAGUCGUUUUUUUUUUUUUUUUUUUUUUUUACAAAAUAUUAGAAAUCAAUUAAUGAUUCUAAGCUAAAAAUGACACAUUUUUAAUAAUAAAUAUUAUUAAUUACCUUUGUUUUAUGGCUGGGUUGAAACACAAGCGGUUGCGCGAGGUCUGGAAACGGGGGUUUUCUAGGGUAACAAAGACAAAUUAAAAAUAGUUUGGGGACUUAAUGAGCCAUGAAUCCCCUAUGGCAGCAUAUAGACAUAUUGUUCCAUCAAACACAACAGUUGUUUUGGCUUAAAAUAUAGCAGUUUCUUUUAAAGAGGAGUGCAAGAGCAGAAACUGCUUUUUCAGUCUUGUCUGUGUUUUCCGCCAUAUAUAUAUAUAUAUAUAUAUAUAUAUAUAUAUAUAUAUAUAUAUAUAUAUAUAUAUAUAUAUAUAUAUAUAUAUAUAUAUACAUAUAUAUAUAUAUAUAUAUACAUAUACAUAAUUUAGUUUUUAAUCAUAGUUUGGGGGAGAAAAAAAUGAAAAAACAUGUUAUAUUUGUAUCUCUUUCCAAUGCUAAAUCUGAAUAAAUACAUACAUACACACAGACACACACAAAAUGGGGGGGGCAAGGGUGGGGGGGUGCGCUAAUUGGCGAUUUUUCACUUAUCACGGCGGGUUCAGGUCCCCAUUAACCACGAAAAACGAGGCAUCACUGUAUCUAUCUUCCAAUAUAUGUACAACACAAGCUGCGCUGGCUAAAAAAAUAAUACAAUACAAUUAUUUUGUGCUGAAGCGCGUAAGCUCUUUCUAUGAAAAUAUGUCUCAUUUUAUAUUCUAUUUUUUUACGACUUAUUUCCUUAAUUAUAAGGGGUUAUCAAAUCCAAAUUCACCAAAUUGCACACAAUUUGCUUCACUCUGACGACUCUCAUGGAAAACGAUCAAAUCGGUAUUAUAUAUCAAUCCAUAAGGUAAUACGGUGAUGAUGUAGUGGCAUCUAAACUCACCCCAAAAAUGUUUUAGAAACCCCCAAAACAAAACAAAAAUCCUAUGUUUCUGUGUAACUACCAACAAAUGGGUCUUUUAUUGUUAAUUAUACAAUACAUGCGGUCCAAACACUGAAGGGCUGCUGACCGGUCCAGUCUCCAAGUACUGUACAAAUUGCACAUGGUCCACCAUUACUGGGAAAACCUUCAGCUUUAGCAAAGAGAAAAGUGGUGCAAACCUGUGGCUGUCAGAGAAGAUAUACUAGUAUGUGUAACCAUUAAAUGGAUAAUACAUUGUGCAUAUUUUUAUAAUUGUAUUGUUACCAGGCUUGAGAGGUUAAAAUAACACACAUAACUUCUUCACAUAACUGAGAUUAAAAAAGGUCAAAUGUAUUCCGCUAUAGUUAUAGAAUGGAUAUGGUUUUCACGAUACUCUUUUUUUCAAGUUUUGAGCAAUGAUAAUCAAUUUCUGCUAUUUGCUCUACUGUAUUAUAUUAUAGUAGCAAGGUGAACUAGUAGGAACCAUGGCCACUUCACAGUUUGGAGGUCUGAAAAUUCUAUUUAAAUUCAAAUACCUAUCAAACAGAAAAGACCAAACAAAUAUAUCUAAGUAAAAAUUUCAUUGGAAUUAAUUUUGUCUUUAUUAACAUAUUUUCUUGCUGAAAUUAUUCAAGCAGAAAAUAAAGUCAGGAAGUUAAAUGACUCGAAUAUUACACGGAUGUAAUCAAUGAUUACAUUUAUAAUAGGUACCAUAGCAAGUAACUGUAUCGGAAUACUUUUUUUUUUGUUUUGUUUUGUUUUUUUUGUUUUAAUAACCCUCCAACCCUGAUUUUUGCAGUUUUUUAAGGGGGUGGGCGAUACAUUCAUCUUACUGAUAUGUGAUUUUUGUGUAACAUUAUGAUGCUGUGAUAUACAACGUAAAGUAUACAGUACAGGCUAAAAGUUUGGUCUCAACUCAUUUAAUGCAACACAAAUAAUGGUCCCAACACCACUGAUAAAGCAAGAAAUUCAACUAAUUAACUCCAAUAAGGCAUAUGUAUGAAGUGAAAACAAUUUCGACCUCUUGAGGUUCGAGCGAAUACUAAGAGUGUGCAUCCUUGGAAGAAACUAGAAUAAAAAACAUGUUUUCAGUCACCUUUUUUGUUUUUGCUAAGUAUAGUACAUAAUUCCACGUGCUCAUUCAGUUUUGAUACCUUCAGUGAGCAUCUACAAUGUAAAUAGUCAUGAAAAUAAAGAAAAUGCAUGAAUGAGAAGUUAUAAACAAACUUUUGCCCUGUACUCUAUUUCAGAGGGCUGGAAUGUAAGUAUAGCUUGUUUUAUUUGUCAGACAUUGUAUUAAUUGAUGCAUUAACUGAAAGUGUUACCGACCUUCACAAUGUAUGAUGGCAUUUAAUUUCAUAAAUGUACUCAUGUGAUUUAUUUGAAAUAAAUUAAGCCUCAGUGAAGUAGUUGUCCAUUA
This is a messenger RNA of Corythoichthys intestinalis (scribbled pipefish), 7376 nucleotides long. Its product is annotated as sodium- and chloride-dependent GABA transporter 2-like. NCBI's taxonomy places the organism in Eukaryota, Metazoa, Chordata, Actinopteri, Syngnathiformes, Syngnathidae. The transcript has 15 exons. Gene Ontology annotation, molecular function: gamma-aminobutyric acid:sodium:chloride symporter activity. The coding region runs from base 175 to 1947 and encodes 590 amino acids. Gene Ontology annotation, cellular component: plasma membrane. Gene Ontology annotation, biological process: sodium ion transmembrane transport. The record is from RefSeq and is a predicted model, not a curated record.